Myodes glareolus (Bank vole) is the source of this 1130-nucleotide messenger RNA. It is a transcript of the gene Crybb2, whose product is annotated as crystallin beta B2. Lineage: Eukaryota; Metazoa; Chordata; Mammalia; Rodentia; Cricetidae. The record is from RefSeq and is a predicted model, not a curated record. Gene Ontology annotation, molecular function: structural constituent of eye lens. Gene Ontology annotation, biological process: visual perception; lens development in camera-type eye.
UGUAGGGUUGAGUAGGCCCAAGCCUGAUUUGGGUAGAGAGCAGUCCCACUCCUGCCAUGCUCUCUGAGAGAUGUUUGGGGUAUGGGCAAUGCUCUACCACCCCCAUCUGACUUGGGAACCCACAGGCAACUCUGCCAACUGAGCCCUAUUCCAUCACCAGCCACAUGUUGGUUCCCACAGUGGCUAUACCUUUUGCAUGCCAAUUGCUUGGUGCUUUCAAGUGGUCUACUUUGUAAUGCUUGGUCUGUGUCAGGCUCCAGGCUUUGAAGAUGUGAGAGACAGCAUGAUCAUCUACAGGGAUGAAGCAGUCACCCAUCUUGGCAGCAGCUCCCCUGGGGAAGGUAUAAAUACCACCACCCACCGUCUGGGCUUCACGGCACUCGUGGGGCUGGCGAUCUGGUCACCUCGACACCAGAGAGUCCACCAUGGCUUCAGAUCACCAGACACAGGCGGGCAAGCCCCAGCCCCUCAACCCCAAGAUCAUCAUCUUUGAACAGGAGAACUUCCAGGGUCACUCCCAUGAGCUCAGCGGGCCCUGUCCCAACCUAAAGGAGACUGGUAUGGAGAAAGCAGGCUCCAUCCUGGUGCAGGCUGGACCUUGGGUGGGCUAUGAGCAGGCCAAUUGCAAGGGCGAGCAGUUUGUGUUUGAAAAGGGCGAAUACCCACGCUGGGACUCUUGGACCAGCAGCCGGAGGACAGACUCCCUGAGCUCUCUGAGGCCCAUCAAAGUGGACAGUCAAGAGCACAAGAUCAUCCUGUAUGAGAACCCCAACUUUACUGGUAAGAAGAUGGAGAUCGUCGAUGACGAUGUGCCCAGCUUCCACGCCCAUGGGUACCAGGAGAAGGUGUCUUCUGUGCGGGUGCAGAGCGGCACGUGGGUUGGGUACCAGUACCCUGGCUACCGUGGGCUGCAGUACCUGCUGGAGAAGGGGGAUUACAAGGACAACAGCGACUUCGGGGCCCCUCACCCCCAGGUCCAGUCUGUGCGCCGCAUCCGUGACAUGCAGUGGCACCAGCGAGGCACCUUCCACCCCUCCAUCUAGAGCCCCGAUCUCCCCCUCCCCAGGGGCCAGGCCCACCACCCCGGGGCCUCCUGACACCAGAGUGAAUAAAGUGUGGCUUGCAACAUG